Molecule: messenger RNA, 1096 nt
Organism: Pseudo-nitzschia multistriata
Lineage: Eukaryota; Bacillariophyta; Bacillariophyceae; Bacillariales; Bacillariaceae
Source: the annotation of a GenBank genome assembly
CCUCCAUUUUGCAACUGUAGCUGGCACAAAUAUUACAGAACUUCCCGCUGAGAUAGGUGAUCUUACCUCCCUUGAGUCUCUUGGUUUAUGUGAGUUAUUGGAGUGGUCCUUUUUUAUCUGGAGGGAGGACUUUCAAUUGAUUUUGCGAUGUCAUCUUUUACUUUCUUCACACUUAACUACCUUUGCCUCCAUUUUGCAACUGUAGCUGGCACAAAUAUUACAGAAAUUCCCGCUGAGAUAUGUGAUCUCACCUCCCUGACAAACUUUAAAAUUAGUGAGUCAUUACAGUUAUCCCCAGAUGUCUGUAGCGACCAGACCUUUCGUUUUAUUGUCUUUCCGUUUAUUUCUUCUCGUUCAUGCUCACACCGUUCCGCAUUUUUAAGUGGAUCUCUGCAUCAGCACCAACGAACCCUCCUAUCACCCCACUGACGUACCUACCACCUUCGAACCUACCACCAACGAACCUUUCUCCAACGAACCUUUCUCCAACGAACCUUUCUCCAACGAACCUACCACCUACGAACCUACCACCUACGAACUUAGCACCUAAGAACCCAGCACCUUCCCUGGCUCCGAUGAUAACAACAACAGCAUCCUCCCCAGUUAUGACUGGUUUGAUCCCCAGCCAGCUGGACCAGUUGGGCCAGUUGACAGGCCUUACUUCUCUAAAUCUCUUUGGUAUGCCGUCCCUAUUUGCGAUGCGACUGUGGUCCAGGUUACUAGAUCUUUUCAAUGGCUAUUCCUCACAUUGCUUUUUGUUCUUGCCGACAACCCUCCUCAUGUUGCAGAGGGAAAGAAUUUUAACCGAUCCAAUGUUCCAGAGGAGGUCUUGGAACUUCCCGACCAAAUUGUUGCCGGUACUUACAGUAAAUAGUUUUUCAUGGGUGUUUUGUUUCUGGUUUGGGAAGCCGGCGGCCUAAAUACCGAAUCCUUUGUGUGUCUAUUUUGCUAUAGAGGAAUCUGAAGAAUAUGACUGGGAUGAUUAUGAUUAUAAAUUCCUCAUGUGACUAUGACAUCUUCGAUCCUGGGACCUUCGAUCACGACUCUCUCGAGAUGGAAUUUUUCGUUGAAAUGAUAAGAAAUAAGUAUUACAUGU